AUGGCCGACAAUGCGAUGACAAGAGGAAGCCGCGCGUGCUACAACUGUGGCCAGCCGGGCCACCUCAGCCGUGAAUGCCCCACAAGGCCACCUGGUGUCAUGGGCGACCGUGCGUGCUACAAUUGCGGUCGUAUGGGCCACCUCAGCCGUGAAUGUCCCACAAGGCCACCUGGUGUCAUGGGCGACCGUGCGUGCUACAAUUGCGGUCGUAUGGGUCACCUUAGCCGCGAAUGCCCUAACCGCCCAGCCGGUGGCUUUCGUGGUGUCGCACGUGGGGCGUGUUAUCACUGCCAGCAGGAAGGUCAUCUUGCGCGCGACUGCCCCAACGCACCGCCCGGAGGCGAGCGCGCAUGCUACAAUUGCGGUCAGACAGGCCACACCAGCCGUGCGUGCCCUGUGAAGUAA
This is a messenger RNA of Trypanosoma cruzi, 405 nucleotides long. RefSeq names its product universal minicircle sequence binding protein (UMSBP). The record is from RefSeq and is a predicted model, not a curated record. Gene Ontology annotation, molecular function: mRNA binding; zinc ion binding; single-stranded RNA binding. Gene Ontology annotation, biological process: positive regulation of cytoplasmic translation. The transcript has a single exon. NCBI's taxonomy places the organism in Eukaryota, Euglenozoa, Kinetoplastea, Trypanosomatida, Trypanosomatidae. Bases 1 to 405 code for a protein of 134 amino acids. Gene Ontology annotation, cellular component: cytoplasm.